This is a messenger RNA of Phaeoacremonium minimum UCRPA7, 1509 nucleotides long. RefSeq names its product putative threonyl-trna synthetase protein. Gene Ontology annotation, biological process: threonyl-tRNA aminoacylation. The transcript has a single exon. Bases 1 to 1509 code for a protein of 502 amino acids. Gene Ontology annotation, cellular component: cytoplasm. The record is from RefSeq and is a predicted model, not a curated record. Gene Ontology annotation, molecular function: ATP binding; threonine-tRNA ligase activity. Lineage: Eukaryota; Fungi; Ascomycota; Sordariomycetes; Togniniales; Togniniaceae.
AUGCUCCACAUAAGAGUCGCGAGAAGCUCCUCGCGGACUCUGAGGAUAGCAUUGUCACAUACAUCUUCGAGAUUGACUCCCCGAUGCGCGUUUCGGCAGUGUUCCUCGACAACCGCUCCCCUGCCCAAGCCGCCGGCUGAUCACCGAGACCUUGGUGUCAAGCAAGAGCUCUUCACGACCUCCAUAUACAGCCCCGGUUCUCCCAUCUUCCUACCGAAUGGCGCACGAAUCUUCAAUCGACUCGUCGAAUUCCUGCGCAAGCAAUACGUCCACUAUGGCUUCCAGGAGGUCAUCACGCCCACAAUCUACAAGAAGUCGCUGUGGGCCAAGUCAGGCCACCUGGAGAACUAUGCCGAGGACAUGUUCACCGUGACGAGCCUUUCGCCGUCGCGCAGCGAAGGUACAGAGAACGCCGAAGAAGACGAAUACGGACUCAAGCCUAUGAAUUGUCCGGGUCACUGCCUAAUCUUCGGCUCCCAGCGGCACAGCUAUCGCGACCUCCCGAUCCGGUACGCCGACUUUAGCCCGCUACAUCGGAACGAGAUCUCAGGUGCGCUGAGUGGCUUGACGAGAGUCCGUCGCUUUCAUCAAGAUGACGGUCAUAUCUUCUGCCGGCCGUCACAAAUCGAGGAAGAGAUUCGUAGGACACUGGACUUCGUCAAGCGGACGUACGAAGUGUUCCGCCUCGGGCCAUACAGGCUUGUGCUGUCUACGCGGCCGCUGGAACAUUACAUUGGCUCACUAGAGGAAUGGCAGCAGGCAGAGGAUGCUUUGAAGCGAGCACUGGACCAUGGUGGUCAGACGUGGACCUUGAAUGAGGGGGAUGGCGCCUUCUACGGGCCCAAAAUCGAUAUCAUCUUAAAGGAUUCAGAUGGCAGAGAGCAUCAGACAGCGACCAUUCAACUGGAUUUUCAGUUACCAAAACGAUUCGAGCUGGAAUACGAGGCGCCGGCUCCAGAGCUGGAAGUCAAGGGUCAAACCACCACAAACCCGGAACUUCUGGCUGAUUAUGGCCGGGUGCGGCCAGUGCUAAUUCACAGAGCGGUGCUUGGAUCAGUGGAGAGGCUGAUGGCCUUAUUAAUAGAGCAUUACGAUGGGAAGUGGCCAUUCUGGUUGAACCCUCGACAGGUCAUCAUCCUGACCGUCAACGAUAGCGAGCCAGUCGUGAACAUGGCUCGUCACACUAGAAAUACCCUGCUUGGUACGGCGCCGAUGAGCGAGCCGUCUGCAGAAGCCUUCGCGGCUCCAGGCGAUAUCAGCCACCCGUCACAAUUAGCAGUAGAUCUGGAUGACAGUGCCCGAUCAGUAUCUCUCAAGGUACGCGAGGCGAAGUCAAAAGGCUAUGGAGUGAUCGUGGUGGUAGGUCCCAAGAACGUGACUAACGGCACUGUCACUGUUGAUACCAAUGGUAUACCCGAAGGGAAGGAUGCUCCUUCGGAGAAGCCAGUAGAAAUGAAGCCUGACGGGCUUCUUCAAUUGCUCAAGAGCAAGGUAGAUGCAUACCAAUAA